CCUCAAGGCCGCCCGCGCCGGACAGAGCAGCGGCCGGCUCUCGUGCACCCGCGCCCGGUUCCCGGUUCCCGGUUCCCCGGUUCGCGGGCGGCGCGUCAGAGGAGGAGGGUGGAGCGCGGGGAAGGCAGUGAUCUCGGGCCGCCCGCCGGACGCCGAUGGCUCAGGCGAGGAUCAGCGCCAAGGCCAACGAGGGCCGUUUCUGCCGCUCCUCGUCCAUGGCCGACCGCUCCAGCCGCCUGCUGGAGAGCCUGGACCAGCUGGAGCUCAGGGUGGAGGCUCUUCGGGAAGCGGCCACGGCUGUGGAGCAGGAGAAGGAGGUCCUCCUGGAGAUGAUCCACAGCAUCCAGAACAGCCAGGACAUGCGGCAGAUCAGCGACGGAGAAAGAGAAGAAUUAAAUCUGACUGCAAACCGUCUGAUGGGACGAACCCUGACUGUGGAAGUUUCAGUAGAAACAAUUAGGAACCCCCAGCAGCAGGAGUCCCUCAAGCACGCCACCAGGGUCAUUGACGAGGUGGUCAGUAAGUUUCUGGAUGAUCUGGGAAACGCCAAGAGUCACCUGAUGUCGCUGUACAGCGCGUGCUCCUCCGAGGUGCCUGCGGGGCCGGUGGAUCAGAAGUUCCAGUCCAUCGUGAUUGGCUGUGCUCUCGAGGAUCAGAAGAAAAUUAAGAGAAGACUAGAGACCCUGCUUAGGAACAUUGAAAACUCUGACAGGGCCAUCAAGCUGCUGGAGCAUUCUAAAGGGGCUGCUUCCAAAACCCUGCUACAAAACACUGAAAGCAGAUUCAACUAGUGUUCCAAACUAAGAGCCCUUAUAAAUAAUCACAUAAAAAUGAUAACGUACUAUCUUAAGUAAUUACUAGUUCUGUUUGUUAGAC
Messenger RNA from Eubalaena glacialis (North Atlantic right whale), 876 nucleotides. RefSeq names its product BAG cochaperone 2 (gene BAG2). The record is from RefSeq and is a predicted model, not a curated record. Gene Ontology annotation, molecular function: protein-folding chaperone binding; adenyl-nucleotide exchange factor activity. Lineage: Eukaryota; Metazoa; Chordata; Mammalia; Artiodactyla; Balaenidae. Gene Ontology annotation, biological process: protein stabilization. The coding region runs from base 156 to 791 and encodes 211 amino acids. The transcript is spliced from 3 exons.